Messenger RNA from Vicia faba (fava bean), 1017 nucleotides. The record is from the annotation of a GenBank genome assembly. NCBI's taxonomy places the organism in Eukaryota, Viridiplantae, Streptophyta, Magnoliopsida, Fabales, Fabaceae.
AUGGGAGAGAUACAUUCAGCUUACAUUCUAUCCACUGAACACCGUCCCAACUCCUCUACCUUUGUCAAAGUUGAUACAAUUCCCAUCAUCGACCUCUCACAAACGAGCCAAAAAAACCUCAUCUCAGAGAUUGGCAAGGCAUGUGAAGAAUGGGGAUUUUUUCAUAUAAUCAAUCAUGGAGUUUCCUCUGAUCUUAUCAAUAAGGUUGCAAAUGAGACCAAAAAGCUUUUUGAACUAAGUAUGGAGGAAAAAAAGAAAUUGAGAAGAGAUGCAGUGAAUGCAACGGGAUAUCAUGAUUCUGAGCAUACUAAUCUUACAAGGGAUUGGAAAGAAGUUUAUGAUUGUCUUAUUAAUGAAGGAAUACAAUACCCUUCUACUGAUUUAUGGACUCUAAAAAAUCAUUGGCCUCAAUCCCUUCCACAUUUUAGGGAAACAAUAGCAGAAUAUGGUGCGAAGCUAGAAAAGCUGUCUUUUAAGUUGUUGGAGUUAAUUUCAUUGAGCUUAGGCUUACCUGGUGACAAAUUCUUUGACUGCUUCGAGAAUCAAUUAAGCCUUGUGAGACUCAAUUACUAUCCUCCAUGCCCUUCUCCUGAUUUGGCACUUGGAAUUGGUCCUCACAAGGAUCCUUGUGUCUUGACUAUUGUUGCACAAGAUGAUACUGGAGGUUUACAAGUUAAGAACAAUUCCGUUGGCGGUUGGGUUCCUAUUGAACCUAUUCCUGGUGCAUUGGUUGUUAACGUGGGUGAUGUUUUUCAGGUUUGGAGCAAUGACAAGUAUGACAGUGCAAUACACAGGGCUACAGUAAACUCACAAAAAGAAAGAUAUUCGUAUCCAUUCUUCUUUUUUCCAGGUCACGAUAUUAUGGUGCAACCUGCAGAAGAGCUAGUGAGUGAGAAAGAUCCUGCAAAAUACAAACCAUACAAUUUUGGAAAAUAUUACUCUAAUAGAACCCGUCAUGAUUUCAACAAAGAAAAGAUUGCGGGUAAAGAGAUUCAUGACUUCAAGAUUUCAGAUUAG